This is a messenger RNA of Sphenostylis stenocarpa, 897 nucleotides long. The record is from the annotation of a GenBank genome assembly. Lineage: Eukaryota; Viridiplantae; Streptophyta; Magnoliopsida; Fabales; Fabaceae.
AUGUUCAAGUCCAUUGUGGGUUGCUGCAAGGUGUACAUAUCAGAGAGCAGGAACAGAAUUGCAUUGGAAUCAAUAGAACGAGCUUCCAAGCUUUUCCCUUUGGCUCCCAUAAUCAACAAGUUCGAGGAUGUGGCCUACAACAGAGUUGGCUACACCCUUGUCUCUGAAUUGAGUCUUGCAGGGCCAUCUCACCUGGCAAAUGCUGUGUUAGCAAUGGUGAAGGCUGCCUUUGACACCAUUGACUUUGAGGUGCACUCUGGAACUCAUCCUCGACUUGGUGUUGUGGACCACAUUUGUUUUCACCCCUUGCUUGAUGCUUCCUUGGAUCAAGCAGCUACCACUGCUAGGUGUUUAGCCACGGAGAUGGGUUCUAAUCUUCAAGUUCCCACGUAUCUAUAUGGAGCGGCACAUGAAGAGGGGAGGACACUUGAUUCAAUCAGAAGAGUAUUUGGUUAUUUUAAACCAAAUUCUAGCGAAAAUCAGUGGACUGGGGGACUAAAAUCAGACUCUUUGCCACUGAAUCCUGAGAGUGGUCCCUCUCAAGUUACCCCAGCAAAAGGUGUUGUGGUCAUUGGAGCAACCAAUUGGGUUGAUAACUACAAUGUCCCUCUAUUGUCUUCUGAUAUUAAUGCUGUUCGGAGAAUUGCAAAACGGGUUAGUGGAAGAGGUGGUGGACUUCCCUCUGUACAGGCCAUGGCACUUGCACAUGGUGAAGGUGUCGUUGAGGUAGCCUGUAAUUUGUUGGAUCCAAAUAAAGUUGGUGGUGAACGAGUACAAGAAGAAGUUGAGAGCCUAGCAAGGGAAGAAGGUAUUUCAGUGGGGAGGGGAUACUACACAGACUUUUCACAGGAUCAAAUAAUUUCAAGUUACAUGAAGUUGUUUGAAGAGAGAAUUUGA